Vitis vinifera (wine grape) is the source of this 1062-nucleotide messenger RNA. RefSeq names its product probable protein phosphatase 2C 55. The record is from RefSeq and is a predicted model, not a curated record. The transcript is spliced from 4 exons. NCBI's taxonomy places the organism in Eukaryota, Viridiplantae, Streptophyta, Magnoliopsida, Vitales, Vitaceae. Bases 108 to 803 code for a protein of 231 amino acids.
CCUAAAUCUAAAACUCAAAAGGCCUGCCGCCCACUUCUCUCACUCGAGGCAUCCCUAAAAAGACUCUAUUUUCCCCUGCCACUCUCAAUCCUCGCAGUCCUCGCAGCAUGAGGAUGAUAUCGGGAUCAAAAUUCAUAUCCUCUAAAGAUGGGAAGAAUCCCAAGACGAAAAAGGAUGUCCAUGUUAAAAUUGGACAAACAUUUGUGAUUGCACAUGGAUCUUGUCAAUUUGUGAGGGAUCUAGCGGACAAUUGUUCCCACAUAGCUAAUAAGAUCAAGGGAUUAAUCAAUCCCAUAGAUCUUCUCAAUCAUGCCUAUUUGGAGACCAAGGUUCCAGGAUCAUCUACAGCAUGUAUUAUAACAUUGAAUGAAUGGUGCUUGCAUGCUGUAAACAUUGGAGAUAAUGGCUUCAUUCUCCUGAGAAAUGAGGAAAUUUUAUAUGAAUCUCCUGUACAACAACACACUUAUAAAACUCCUUAUCAAUUAGGGAAUGCUAAUGAUUCUCUAGAGGAAAUCAAACUCACGGAAUUAGAACCUGGAGACAUAAUAAUAGCAGGAAGUGCAGGAUUGUUCAAUAAUCUCUUUACUCAUGAGAUCAAAGAUCUUGUGAUAAAGGAGAUACGAAAAGACCCAGCUCCAUCUCCCGACAUGAUAGCAGCGGAGAUAGCCAAAAACGCGAUUGAGAGAUCGAUCGAUAAAUAUCGAUUUACUCCUUAUUCGAAAGCUGCAUGGCAGGCUGGAAAGCGACACAAGGGUGGUAAAAUGGGUGAUGUAACUGCUAUUUUUGCUUUUAUUCUACCAUAAUAAUUGCUAUAUAUAUUUGCUAAUAUCCCUUCUUUUUAUUUGAGUCUGGGUCUUUUGUGUUUAUAUUUUUUUUGUCUGCUUAGUUUUCCUUUUAUUUUUGUUGCAUUUUUUAUCAGUAAAAUGAAAAAAUGAAAAAGGAAAAAAAAAAACAUGUCAAGAAUGUAUUAGAGUUAUACUUUUAUUAUUUCGUUUUUUUUUCAUAAAAUAAAAUAAUUUUUACAAAAAAAAGGGAAAAAAGGCUAGUUUUAUUUUUGAUUUU